GGAGGCCGCAGCAGCCGGGGUGGUGGUGCUGCCGGUGUGCUGUGUUUCGAUUGUUCUCUCCUCGCAAGUUACUCAAGAUGGGCGAUAGCUGGGCUUCCUACGGUACCGAUGAGAACAAGCAGUACCGCUUCAGGGACAUCAAGGGCAAGACCCUCCGGUUCCAGGUGAAGGCUGCCCAUGAUGCCCACAUUGCCCUUACCUCAGGGGAGGAGGAGACUGACCCUAUGCUGGAGGUGUUCAUUGGCGGAUGGGAAGGCGCUGCCUCUGCCAUCAGGUUCAAGAAAGCCGAUGAUUUGGCCAAAGUGGACACCCCUGACAUCCUGAGUGAAGAAGAAUACCGUGAAUUCUGGAUUGCCUUCGACCAUGACGUCGUCCGUGUUGGCAAGGGUGGCGAGUGGGAGCCAUUCAUGAGUGCCACCAUUCCAGAGCCUUUUGACAUCACUCAUUAUGGCUACAGCACUGGCUGGGGUGCUGUUGGCUGGUGGCAGUUCCAUAGUGAGAUUCAAUUCCAAACUGAGGACUGCCUCACCUACAACUUCAUUCCUGUGUACGGUGACACCUUUAGCUUCAGUGUUGCCUGUAGCAAUGAUGCCCAUCUGGCACUCACCUCUGGCCCUGAGGAGACCACACCCAUGUAUGAAGUGUUCAUUGGUGGUUGGGAGAACCAGCACUCUGCCAUUCGUCUCAGCAAGGAUGGAAGGGAAUCUGGCGAGGACAUGAUCAAGGUCGACACCCCUGACGCGGUCUGCUGCGAAGAGGAUAGGAAGUUCUACGUCACCUUCAAAGACGGUCACAUCAGGGUGGGAUACCAGGACAGCGAUCCCUUCAUGGAGUGGACCGACCCUGAGCCAUGGAAGAUUACCCACAUUGGUUACUGCACAGGCUGGGGAGCAACUGGAAAGUGGAAGUUCGAAUUUUAAGUCCUCCUUUGUGGCUUUGUUCACGGAAUGCAGUCAUUGGCAUGAAGUCACCAACCACUAAUUUUUUUCUUUUCUUUUUUUUAUUGUAUUUUCUCAUGGGACAAGUGGUUUUACAUGUUUUUGGAAUAUCUUUUUCCUCAUGAUGUAUGGUUUUCAGGUGAGGCAACAUCAGUUUUGCAUUUAUUAACCUUCAAAAGUAAUAUCAAUUUUAAAAGUGCAAAGUGCAUAGAUUAAUAUGGGCUACCAGAAGUAUGCUCAUUAUUUUUGCAAGCAGACAUUGAGUUUAUGAUGUUAUUGUAACAAACUUAUUCAGAAUAAUACAGAAAGAAGAAAUGUAUCAUGGUGGUUUAUUCAAAUUAAUAAACAUUUAAAUAAAAGGAAUUUUCCACAUGGUGUUUUACUUUUUUUUUUGUUCUUUGGAUGUAGCUUUAAUAUAUUUUUGACUGUAAGUAGAUGGAGUAUCUGUGAAUUAUUCUUUGGUGCUAUGCAUUUUCCACCUCAAUUCAUCUUUUGUUUGGCAGACCCUAAAUUUCAUUUCUGAUAAAUUUUGAAAUUGAAAGUCCUCUUGCAGGCUAGCACAGAAGAAUAAUAUUUAGUUUAUGAUUAGACUGUCAGUAUAAAUGGGUUUAAGAAUGUCUCAGUUUUGGGCAAAAUAUACUGUGUUUUGGUUAGAGACACUGAAGAUAUCCUUCAGAGGUGAACAAGGAACCUGCUAUUUCAUAUUAAACUAACCCUAUCAUUCCUAUAUUUGUGUCUGUCUAUAUCUGUUCCCUUGUAAAAGCAGUAAAAGCUACCAAUAAUCCAUUUCUAGAUUAAUCUUUUCCCCUGAUUUGUGUAAGAAUAAAUCUUAACAUUUUACAAAGCUUUUGACACAAAUUUAUUGGCAAUGGUAGUUUGAAUGUUUGAGGAGCUUGACAGGACACUUAGGAUCUGUAGUGUAAUACCGUAAUGUUAAUGAUACCAACUAGCCACGACAAAUGAAAAAUAUAUCUGCACAGACUGUCACAUUUCACUAUUGUUACUUUUAUAAUUAUUGCUUGCUUAAUUGAAUGAAAAUUAGUAAGUUA
Molecule: messenger RNA, 1987 nt
Organism: Penaeus chinensis
Lineage: Eukaryota; Metazoa; Arthropoda; Malacostraca; Decapoda; Penaeidae
Exons: 8
Coding region: 78-920 (280 amino acids)
Source: RefSeq, a predicted model, not a curated record